AUGGGCCCAACCAAUGGAAGCAGUGAUUUCAUAGCUUCGGCUCCAUUCUAUUACUCACGACCAGACAUCAAUCCACCACCGAUCAAUAUUAAGGUGCUUGAUGAGAGUGCAGUCACUCCUGGAUACAUCUUCCUAGCACCAUGGAGUCACACCGAAAUGUCCAGUAUAGAUGCGGGGCCGUACAUCUUUGAUAACACUGGGGAAUUAGUCUGGGCGGGCGCUGCCGACUUCGGCGGUGUAUUCGCAAACAAUCCGCACGUCUGCCAGUGGAAGUCAAGAGACCAUCUAUGUUUCUUUCUCGGCGCAUCCCACCGUGGUUUCGGGCGCGGGGUGGGGAUGAUCCUUGACUCAACGUACCGCAUUGCCGCAACUGUCCAAGUUGGGGGCUCAACCAUGAGCGCCGGAGACAUGCAUGAGUUCCGUCUGGUGGACGACCGCAGCGCUCUCAUAUCCAUCUACAAGGUCAUACCGUACGACCUGAGCCCAUUCGGUGUGACAGACCGCAUCGGGUGGAUAUCCGAGUCCAUAUUCCAGGAAAUCCGAAUCUCUACCGGUGAAGUACUGUUCGAAUGGUCCAGCCUCGAGCACGAGGAGACCAGCCCACGCAACGCCGUUGUACUACCCGGAGCAACCACCAUCGGCGGCAACGGCCUUGAUCCCGGGACGCCGUGGGAUUACUUUCACAUCAACUCCGUAGACAAAACCCAAGAUGGCGACUACCUGGUCUCAUCCCGGCACAUGUCCACCAUCUACAAAAUCUCCCAGGCGGACGGCCACAUCGUAUGGCAACUCCGCGGCCAAGACCCCCACCAGACCUCCAACCACACGCUCCUCCACCAUCCCACCACCUACCACCACGCCGCCGACUUCAACUUCUCCAGCCAACACGACGUCCGCGCCGUCUCCUCCAACGCCACCCACACCACCCUCUCCCUCUUCGACAACGCCAGCGACGACGUCCGCACCUCCACAGCCCCCCACUCCCGCGGCCUCGUCAUCGCCCUCGACCACACCACCCACACAGCCUCCCUCCUCUCCACCUACUCCCCCCAGAAUGCCACGCACCAGAUGCUCUCCGGGUCCCAAGGCAGCAUGCAGCUCCUCCCCAACGACCACGCCUUCGUCGGCUGGGGCAAGUGGCCGUUCUUCUCCGAGCACGCGCCUUCCGGCGACAGCGUGCUGUGGGGCCAGUUCGCGCCCAACGACACCGACAUCAUGAGUUACAGGGUCCGCAAGUUCAAUUGGACCGCAACCCCACAUGACGCCCCCGCCGUCUAUGCUUACGCGCACAACGAAACCGCUGACGCCGAAGCGGGGACAGUCUUUUACGUGUCGUGGAACGGCGCGACGGAGGUCGCGGCGUGGAACUUCUAUUCCGUUGCGGAAGAAGACGAUCAAUUUGCUAGAAGGGUUACGGGGAGUAAGGCAUGGACGCUGCUUGGGACGGCGAACAAGACCGGGUUCGAGACUCGCGUUCGUAUGCCCAAGUACGCCCGGUGGGUUUUCGCCGAGGCGGUGGGGAGGGAUGGGAAGGCCAUCCGGAGGUCGCGGAUAUGCAGGACGUUUGUCCCUGCUGCGGGGCGGCUGCGAGACGUGUGCGAUGAAUGGGGUUGUCCCGCUAUGCUGGCGGAUGUUGCCGCCUCGGGUAGUGGGAAGAUGGGAACGGCAGACGUGGAUUGGGAUGCUGUUGGGUACGAUGGUGGGCUCGGAGGCCGGACGCGCUACCCCGUGCAGCCCCGAAAGGAGCUGCCGGACCUGGCGUGGCAGGUCAUACCGCAGCUGGUGGCGCUAGUGCUAGUGGUUGGGUUCGUUGGGUCGCUUUGGGCGGUGCCGAAGCUGUACGCGAGACUGGGUGCGGAGGGGCAGAAGAGGAGAAGGGGGUAUGAGCAGGUUGAAAGCACGGAUAGUGAUGCUUAG
Lasiodiplodia theobromae is the source of this 1917-nucleotide messenger RNA. Its product is annotated as Arylsulfotransferase. Bases 1 to 1917 code for a protein of 638 amino acids. The record is from RefSeq and is a predicted model, not a curated record. The transcript is spliced from 3 exons. Lineage: Eukaryota; Fungi; Ascomycota; Dothideomycetes; Botryosphaeriales; Botryosphaeriaceae.